Messenger RNA from Anopheles aquasalis, 1619 nucleotides. RefSeq names its product adenosylhomocysteinase. Gene Ontology annotation, molecular function: adenosylhomocysteinase activity. The record is from RefSeq and is a predicted model, not a curated record. Gene Ontology annotation, biological process: L-methionine cycle. Gene Ontology annotation, cellular component: cytosol. Lineage: Eukaryota; Metazoa; Arthropoda; Insecta; Diptera; Culicidae.
GUUGAACAAUGCACCGCACCGCGUCGUGGGUCUCUCGGUUUGGCGCAAAUCAGCACGGGAAAACAGUCGUCUAACCAGCAGCGACCAGGCAACACGUUCAGCUCUUGAAGCUCCCGGAAGCCCACUACCAGCACCAGCUCCAGUACACUCUUGCCAUCGGCAGACGCGGUGUGGUUAAUUCUCUUCUAUCAAUUGGCUACUGCAAGCGCAAUCAGCAAAACAUGUCCAAACCGGCGUACAAAAUUGCUGACAUCUCGUUGGCGGAGUUUGGGCGCAAGGAAAUCAUUCUGGCCGAGAACGAGAUGCCCGGUCUAAUGGCUUGCCGGCAAAAGUAUGGACCAGCGAAGAUUCUGAAGGGUGCCCGGAUCGCCGGCUGCCUGCACAUGACCAUCCAGACUGCGGUGCUGAUCGAAACACUCAUCGAGCUCGGCGCAGAGGUACAAUGGAGUAGCUGCAACAUAUUCAGCACGCAGGACCACGCGGCCGCCGCAAUGGCGAAGGCCGGUGUGCCUGUAUACGCGUGGAAGGGUGAAACGGACGAAGAGUACCUGUGGUGCAUCCGCCAGACGCUCAUCUUCCCCGACGGCAAGCCGCUCAACAUGAUCCUGGACGAUGGUGGCGAUCUGACGAACCUGGUGCACGCCGAGCACCCGGACCUUCUGAAGGAAAUCCGGGGCGUCAGCGAAGAAACAACGACCGGCGUGCACAAUCUCUACAAGAUGUUCCGCGACGGGCGCCUCGGUAUGCCGGCCAUCAACGUGAAUGACUCGGUGACGAAGAGCAAGUUUGACAACCUGUACGGUUGCCGCGAGUCGCUGCUGGAUGGUAUCAAGCGUGCUACCGAUGUCAUGAUCGCCGGCAAGGUGUGCGUGGUAGCGGGGUACGGCGAUGUAGGAAAGGGGUGCGCCCAGGCCCUCCGCGGUUCCGGUGGUCGUGUUCUCGUCACCGAGAUCGACCCGAUCAACGCGCUGCAGGCGGCAAUGGAAGGCUUCCAGGUGACCACGAUGGAGGAGGCGAGCAAGGAGGCACAGAUCUACGUCACCACUACCGGCUGCACCGACAUCAUUAUGGGCGAGCACUUCCUCAACAUGCCGGACGACUCGAUCGUGUGCAACAUCGGUCACUUCGACUGCGAGGUGAACGUGGCGUUCCUCGAGAAAACGGCCAAGGAAAAGGUGAACAUCAAGCCGCAGGUCGACCGUUACCUGCUGCCGAACGGCCGGCACAUCAUCCUGCUGGCGGAGGGCCGCCUGGUGAACCUGGGCUGCGCGAUGGGUCACUCCAGCUUCGUCAUGUCCAACUCGUUCACCAACCAGGUGCUGGCGCAGAUUGAACUGUGGACCAACCCAGACAAGUACCCGAUCGGGGUGCACGUGCUGCCGAAGAAGCUGGACGAGGAGGUGGCUGCGCUGCACCUGGACAAGCUCGGUGUCAAACUUACCAAGCUCAGCCCGAAGCAAGCCGAAUACCUGAACCUGCCGGUCGACGGCCCGUACAAACCGGACCACUACCGCUACUAGUGUACGCCGCACGGUGCAGAGCGAGCGGGCUCCCUCACUGCAAGCGUAAUCGCAUCAAUAUCUUCUUUUACAAUAAACCAAUGUCUCUCGAGGAAGGUA